AUGUCGUGUAUGAACCAAGGAAGGCGCGGCGGUGCGCUCAUCUUUUCCGGAUUUGCUACGCCGUACUUUGCCCGAGAUGCCAAGUUCCUGGACUACUUCCGUUGCUACCCAGUUGCGAUGAUGGCGUCCGCGUCAAGCAAGGACGACGCAAACUUUGGCGGCAAGAUCUUCCUCCCGCCAUCCGCUCUCAACAAGCUCACCAUGUUGCACAUCCGCUACCCGAUGCUCUUUGAGCUUGAGAGCGAGGAAAUGGGUCUGAAGACCCACUCGGGGGUGUUGGAGUUCGUCGCGGAGGAGGGGCGUGCGUACCUCCCGCAGUGGAUGAUGUCCACGCUCCGUAUUCAGCCGGGCGCCUUGUUGAAGAUCACUAACACGGACGUGCCAUUGGGGCUGUUUGUCAAGAUCGAGCCACAGUCGGUCGAUUUCUUGGACAUUACCGACCCCAAAGCAGUACUCGAGAACGUCUUGAGACGAUUCACGACGUUAACUGAAGGUGAUAUCAUAGAGAUUAGCUAUAAUGACACAAUCUACGGUAUCAAGGUAUUGGAGGCCAAGCCAGAGCUGGCAUCGCGUGCAAUUUGUGUGGUCGAGACGGAUUUGGAGACGGACUUUGCACCGCCUGUGGGUUAUGUCGAGCCUGAUUACAAAGCUGAGUCCACGCGCACGCAGACACCCGUUCCGUUGCAGCAAGGUGCCAUGUCGCGCGCGAUCGAAUACGCGCAGCUUGUUUCACGCACCAAUUCCAAGCCUGACCCGUUCGCCAGCCUGGGCCACAAGCUCUCGGGUAAAGCUGUUGAGGAGAAACUGGAAGUGGUGUCAUAUGCACUUGAAGAUAUCAAGCUUGACGGCGUGCCGGCGCCGCUCGUGCUUCCGCAGGGCCAGUUGUUCUUUGGAUUUCCCGUAACCGCGGUAGAGCGAGAGGAGGUGGUGGAAGAGGAGAUCCAAGGGGUAUUUAAGGGCGAGGGGCAGUCAUUGAGGCAAUCGCGAAAGCGCAAGGAUAAGAGUGGGAUGGAAUUUUUCAGUCAGAAGGACAAGGCGAGAAGUCCACCGGAGGUGAUUGAAAUUGACUAG
This is a messenger RNA of Babjeviella inositovora NRRL Y-12698, 1071 nucleotides long. Its product is annotated as polyubiquitin-binding protein. The coding region runs from base 1 to 1071 and encodes 356 amino acids. Gene Ontology annotation, cellular component: VCP-NPL4-UFD1 AAA ATPase complex. Gene Ontology annotation, molecular function: polyubiquitin modification-dependent protein binding. The transcript is spliced from 2 exons. NCBI's taxonomy places the organism in Eukaryota, Fungi, Ascomycota, Pichiomycetes, Serinales. The record is from RefSeq and is a predicted model, not a curated record.